AUGGUAAGAGCAUUGAAACAUCAUGAGCAGAAGCUUCUCAAGAAGGUCGAUUUCUACGAAUGGAAACAGGACCAGAACCACAGAGAUACGCAGGUGAUGCGUACGUACCAUAUCCAGAACCGUGAGGAUUAUCAUAAAUAUAACAGAAUAUGUGGUGAUGUGCGUCGUUUGGCACAUAAGCUAUCGCUUUUACAACCUACAGAUCCCUUCCGUAUCAAGCACGAGCAGCUCUUGCUAGAGAAACUAUAUCAUAUGGGCAUUCUUUCAACAAAAUCCAAGAUAUCAGCACUAGAGAAUAAAGUUACAGUCUCGGCUUUCUGUCGUCGUAGAUUGCCUGUAAUAAUGCAUAGAUUAAAGAUGGCACAGACACUCAAGGAUGCCGUUCAAUUCAUUGAACAAGGUCAUGUUAGAGUAGGACCUAACUUGAUUACAGAUCCAGCAUAUUUGGUAACAAGGAAUUUGGAGGAUUACGUUACAUGGACAGAUUCAUCCAAGAUCAAGAAGACUGUACUACGUUAUAGAAACGCGGUCGAUGAUUUUGACGAUGCCUAG
Kluyveromyces lactis is the source of this 552-nucleotide messenger RNA. It is a transcript of the gene IMP3, whose product is annotated as snoRNA-binding rRNA-processing protein IMP3. The transcript has a single exon. The record is from RefSeq and is a predicted model, not a curated record. NCBI's taxonomy places the organism in Eukaryota, Fungi, Ascomycota, Saccharomycetes, Saccharomycetales, Saccharomycetaceae. Gene Ontology annotation, cellular component: Mpp10 complex; small-subunit processome; small ribosomal subunit. The coding region runs from base 1 to 552 and encodes 183 amino acids. Gene Ontology annotation, molecular function: snoRNA binding; structural constituent of ribosome; rRNA binding. Gene Ontology annotation, biological process: rRNA processing.